UAUCUACCUGUAGACUUCCCCAUUACUCCGUUCUUUUCUUCUUGGGGGUGCUUUUCUUGCGUCGGCGGAUGUAGAAUAUGCAUUAUCAAUGCCACACGCAACUUUCCAAGUACUGAUUCCUUUCCUCUCUUCUUUGCAACUCGCAGGCAUAUAUGUUCACAGCUUGUUAACGCAUCAGAAGUGAAUUCUCAAGUCAUUCUCUAUCAUAAUCUCCACUGAUCACAGUCUGAGCAGUGCAAUACCAAUGGCCGAGUCUGUUGUUUCGUCUGUGGGGCAGACAAUAGGAAAGCUGCUCGUCGACGAGGCCAAAUUCUUGUGGGGCGUGGAGGGCAAGGUCAAGGACCUGCAAAAGGAGCUGAAGCUGAUCCAGUGCUUGCUGAGGGAUGCGGACGCGAAACAAGAGCAUAACCAAGCUGUUCGAGAAUGCGUCGCGCAACUCCGAGACGUCGCCUAUGAUGCUGAGGACGUCAUCGAGCAAUAAUACAUCCUCAGAGUCGCGCCGAAGGGACAAAACAUCAACAAAGCGUAUGCUAGCUUCAUGAGGAAGUGCGCCUGCGUGCAAGCUCAUGUGGUGGGGAUAAAGAUUGAUGGCUUAAGAUCCAGCAUCUCCAAUCUUAGAACGAGUAUGCGGGAUUAUGGCAUACAGCCUCUGAAUGAGGGCGAGCACAAACACGCGAGAGCUUCGACGCGGAAACUGACUUAUGCCCAUUUCGAGGAGGAGGAUUUUGUCAGAAGGGAAGAUAGUAUCAAGGUGUUGGUGAAAGAACUGUUGAAGGAUGGAGAACAACACAGAGUUAUUUCCAUCUGUGGAAUGGGUGGUUUGGGUAAAACCAUGCUCGCUAAGAAAGUCUUUGCUCGUGACGAAGUGAAGAACCAUUUCGAUAGUUUUGCUUGGGCUUGUGUAUCUCAAGAGUAUAACAUAGAAAAUAUCUUGGUAGAAAUUCUUGUUCAAUUGAUCCCUGAUCAAAGAAAGGAGAUUAAGGAGAUGAUAGUUCACGAAUUGUUUGAAACUCUAUACAAGAUCCAACAAAAGAAGAGAUGUAUCAUGGUUCUUGAUGGAAUUUGGACCAAUGAGACAUGGGAUGGUCUUCGAGAUGCAUUCCCGAUCAAGGACACGAGAAGCAAGCUAUUGAUAACAACCCGCAAUAAAGAAGUAGCGGAGCAUAUCGAUCCCCAUUGUUUUCUCCAUGAACCUCAGUGCUUAUCGCAUGAGGAGAGCUGGGAUUUGCUAAAGAAGAAGGCAUUCCCUGAAACAAAAGGUAAGACUUCUCUGAAGUUAUUGACCUAACAUAUAGUGGCUUCAAAGGAUUAUAUUGCCUGUUUGAUUCUAAUUUAUGGUGCUUCUAUAAUUAUUGUCGGAUUAGCUAUUGAACUUUCUUCUGUUGGACUUGGAGUUGGUCGAGGUAUUGUUGCAGGUCAAGUUGUAGAAGGUAUUGCAAGACAAUCAAAGAUGGAGGGACAAAUACCAGAAAUCACUGAAGACAAGAAGAAGUUAGGAGAUGAACUCCUUAAGAAGUGUGGGGGAUUACCUUUGGCUGUUAUUGUGCUUGGUGGACUUUUGGCGGUCAACAAGUUGGAGAUGGUUUACAGAAACAUCAAUUUGCAUUUUGAUGAUAAGAGUGAUGUAUUAAAAGCGCUGGCCUUAAGCUAUGAUGAUCUACCAUGGCGUCUAAAGCCAUGCUUCCUCUAUUGGUUAGCUUUCCGGAGGAUGUGGAAAUCCCUGUAAAGAGAGUCCUUCACAUGUGGAUUGCCGAAGGCUUUGUGCCGUUCGAUUCAUCUGACGAAGAGAGAGAAACUACAAUCGAAAAUGUAGCGGAGCAAUAUUUAAUGGAGUUAGUUAAGAGGGAAUUGGUCCAAGUACGACUCAACUCGAGUGGAAAUAUCAAAACCUGUCGCCUCCAUGACCUGAUGCGAGACUUAUGUGUCCUCAAGGCUAGGCAAGAGAAGUUUCUAAGCUUUCAUAACAUUCAACGGGACAAUGAAAGUGAUGGUAGUUCUUCUUCGAUGGCAACAGAAGUUGAGUCAACUUGCGAGACACGGAGGCUUUCUCUUUAUAUGCGCGAGAUUGGUGAAGGAAAGGUGACUCCGAGGUUGGAACAAAUAAGGACUAUGCCCCACGUUCGAACUCUUAUGUUCUUACAGUAUGGGAAAACUACCAAAUGGAUGUGGCAGCAAGUUCAACCUAUUUUCAUCAACCGUAAGUUUCUCAGAGUUCUGAAGCUAGACAAUCUUGAUGGGGUGGUAGGAAGUCUACCUAAAUCAGUGGGAGACCUAGUCCAUUUAAGAUUCCUAAGUUUAGUAAGUAGUAGGUUUACAGGCUUGCCGCAAUCUAUGGGGAACCUUGUAUGUAUGGAAUUCUUGGACCUAUUCACAGGUAGAUAUGUUUGGGUUUCCAUGCCAAAUGUGUUGUGGAAGAUGAGAAGGUUGAGGUAUCUCCGUCUUCCUUACGACUUUGAUGUCAAGAAGAAAUGCCAUGGGGCCCGGAAGAAGUUGCAAAUGGGUACUUUAAAGAAUUUACGGACAUUGACGAAGAAAUGUGAUGUGAACGAUGUGGGCAAGCUUACCAAUCUGCAAAAACUGACUGUCAAUGAAAGGAAUGAAUCUAUCGAGUGGGAGAUAUUUUCGCAACUUACUAAAUUCAAGUUGAAACAUCUUCGAUCCUUGUUUUUUUUGUUUAGGUAAAUUUUUUUGUUUAUGGACUGAAGGUGAAUUGAGUAAAAUGUCAAAUUAUGGCUAUUCAUGUAAACUGUUCUUAGUAGGGACAAUAGAGAAGUUACCGAAACAUGAGAGUAUACCCCAUCAAUUGAGGAAGCUGGUCUUACUAGAUUCCAAUCUCAAAGAAGAUCCGAUGCCAAUAUUGGAGAAAUUGAAAAACUUGGUUGUUCUCAUGCUAGGAUGUUGUGCUUUCAAGGGAAAGAAAAUGGUUUGCUCUGCAGGAGGCUUUCCUCAACUCAAGCAUUUACUUUUUUAUUUAUUACUUGAUUUGGAGGAGUGGAGGGCCGCUGAAGGAGCCGUGCCUCAUCUUUCUCGAGUAGGGAUCUACACCUGUCCCAAAUUGAGCGUGAUAUCUUCACAUGUCUCUAGAUAUGGCGGUACGGACGAAAUAUUCAAGGAGAUCCAUAAGUGCGGCAGGUGACAGAGGGAUAAUGAUGUGGGUGGCCAAGGGUGGCCCCAGCAGUCCGGUGACAGAGGAGGGAGGGGCGCGUGAGCUUGUGGGUUGUCAGGCCCCCAGAAUAAAUAGAGAGUAUUGUAUUAUGGCUUAUUCCUUGACAAAUUAGUUUCCAUGUCAAGUCUUUCCAUCAUAAAUCGUCAUUCGUUUCGUUUUCCCUCUCAUCCUUGAGGACUUCCCAAUCAGUGGGGGUGGGAACUGGAAUCUGUUGUUUCUCCAGCGACUUUGCUCAUGGGAGAAUGCAAAGUUCUCGCGAGCACCGUGAGGAGGAGGAGGAGGAGCGAAUUCGUUGCUUCUCUAAAAGACGCUGGAUGGGGGAGGCAUCUGAAGAAAUAAGAGCCGUUGCUUGUCGUGGCGUUAGAAGACAAUCAUCGUUGGAAGCUGCUGCCUUGGAGAGGGGAGGAAAGGAGAGGAGAUCCGAUCAUUUCCAUAGUGCUGGUCGGGUGUUUGACGAAAUGCGAAUGUGGAGUAGGAACUCGGGUACAUUAAUCGGAAAUGGGCGUGUUCCUUUCGGCUUGUGCAAUUGAUUUCUUUGUAUAUAGACAAACGAUGACGAGAAAUACAACCGUGCAUUUUGCAUCUCCCAGUCUCCUACAUUUUUUUGUUUUUGUUUUUAUCAGUAUCCCUGUCUCCUACAUGUAAAGGCUGCAAGAUAUAAUUUAAAGAUUCUUUCGUGUGUGCUCACAUUAGUCUUUCCCUUUGAACGACGUUGAUGAAAUUGCUGGAUGUAGCGAGAAAGCAUAUGAUUAUUUGUCAAAUUGGUGACACACGGCAAA
Messenger RNA from Eucalyptus grandis, 3945 nucleotides. RefSeq names its product putative disease resistance protein At1g59780. The record is from RefSeq and is a predicted model, not a curated record. The coding region runs from base 1663 to 2682 and encodes 339 amino acids. Lineage: Eukaryota; Viridiplantae; Streptophyta; Magnoliopsida; Myrtales; Myrtaceae. The transcript has 2 exons. Gene Ontology annotation, biological process: defense response to other organism.